UGCUCAAACCUUACCUGUCCACCUCUUUUCAACGAUUCAAACCCAAUCAAGUAUAAAAGCUCGUGAGCUCAACACAAUUUCACUUAGUCUUAUUUACCGAUACUUCUGAACGUUUUAUUUCUAACUUAGUCAUCUCUUCAACAAAUAUGAAGGCACUCAUUCUUGUUGUACUUACAACAAUGGUUUAUGCUUCUGUGGCAUUUCCGCAAAUAAAAGAAGGCCAAGCUUUCAGUAAUGAAGCUAUUAACCAAGCACGUAAUACACAAUUAAUUCCUAAGAAUGCAUAUAUCAGUGGAGUUCUAGAAAGUAGAGAAGUUGCUGCAGUUACAUCGAUUCCUGGUGAUCAAUCAAUUAAUCUAGGCGGCCUUUUACCGGGUGUACCAGACGAUGUCGUCUUCCAACUUAAACGACAAAUUGAAAAGAUUGGUCUUAAUUAAAUCAUUUAUUAAUAAUUUUCUUUUUUUUUAAAUAAAAAUUCAUCAAUUUUAUAUACAUUUAAUCUACCACAUCAAGUAUCUUAACAUAAUUUGUACACAUUUUUUUUUAUGCCAAGUGAAUUUCUUUCAAUUAUGUCGUUUUUAUCAACUUUUUUCAUCAUUUCAUAUUAUUGUCAAUUAUUAAACUGAUAAUAUUAGUGUACAAAAUAAUUCCAAAAGUGAAAUUAAAUUAUAUAGUAAGCGUCAAAUGAUGAGACAGAGAAAGCUACUUAACAACUCCAACAAUUCAUACUUUCACUUCUGUAUUAUUCAGAUGGCUAAUUGAAGCUAUUGUAAAUGUUAUAUUGUAGUUUAUUGAAACGAACUUUUUUUUAUACUAUUAACUUCAAAAUUGUGAAAUAAUUCAAUAAUUAUAUUUUUUUAUACUUGUUUUAAAUAAAAAAUUAUCGUUUUAA
Messenger RNA from Chelonus insularis, 892 nucleotides. RefSeq lists its product as uncharacterized. Bases 147 to 437 code for a protein of 96 amino acids. NCBI's taxonomy places the organism in Eukaryota, Metazoa, Arthropoda, Insecta, Hymenoptera, Braconidae. The transcript is spliced from 2 exons. The record is from RefSeq and is a predicted model, not a curated record.